Suillus bovinus is the source of this 1044-nucleotide messenger RNA. RefSeq lists its product as uncharacterized. Lineage: Eukaryota; Fungi; Basidiomycota; Agaricomycetes; Boletales; Suillaceae. The record is from RefSeq and is a predicted model, not a curated record. The transcript has 4 exons. The coding region runs from base 295 to 648 and encodes 117 amino acids.
GCUAAGUACCCACGUUAAAUAUCCAGCAAUUAUCCAUCCAAGUGCUACAUUGCUGUAUCUACCUGUACUUAGAGGCGCCCAGGCAACCAACAUCCACCUCUAAUUACAAGGGUGACGUGGGAACCACAGUUGCUAAUUGCCACCACAAUUGUUAGGAAUUUGCGACAUUCCGGGUUGACAAUCACUUUUGUUAUCGAAUCUAGGCUAAGGAAUGAGGCUGAGGAUUGGCUGAUACAGGAAUUCUGUGGAACCUAUGAAGAAGUUGCCCGCUGUCUGUGUAUAAAAGCAACAAUCAUGAAGUUCAUCUCACUCACCAUUAUCAUGAUGUCUGCUGCAAUGUCAGUACUGUCGGGCACAAUUACAGCACGACGAGACUCCCCCAACGGCAUGGAAUGCGACAAGGCUGGUGAAUACCUUCAGCAUACGUGUUUUGACCUCAGACCGCGUACUAAGUACGGGCGCUUGCAGAACACUACGAGUGCGGAAUUCUCGCGGAUUAUAACAGCGGCAAUAUGUUUGUGUUUUACUGUUCUAAAGAAAACACAGCGUAUUUCGUUGCGGAUUGCGCCUGUCCGUAUUGCUGUAACCCCGAGGAAGCAAGCCUCUUCGGGGGCUGCACAGUCCCAUAGUGCGCGCUGCACAGCAUGACGGGUUAUGCCGGUAUUAUCUCGUGCUUAUAUAUUAAUAGCAGUCUUUCGAGCGCUUGAGCUUUGCCUGCGCCUUUAAGCUGAGGGUGCUAAUAUUCGGUUGUGGAGCCUCUUGAGGGUAGUCGCGAUAUACCAGUGCUGAGAUCUGAGAUGCAAUACUUACCAUCCGAGUAGUACUUAUCGGCUGUACUUCCUGAAGCUGCCAUUCCUUGCAUGUCAUCAAGCUAGAGCCAAGUUCACAGCAUUCGGGUAGACUAACGAAAUAGACGGACAUCAGCAAUACGGAUAAAAUAAUUGAAAAUUGUCUCUGCUUUUGCAGUAGCAUCAGCCGCCUUUGCACGAUCGAGUUUGAAGGGUCAAAACUAGCAUUCUGCGCGGCGUUUGACGAUGAUCUCUU